AAUUUUUUUGAUAACAAAAGUGAACGCAACAUUUUGCAAAAUUUGUGUAUUUUUCUCAAAUUUUAACGUAAAAGAAUUAAUUAAUUCUAUGUAUAACGUUUAGAAAUGGAAGACAAUAAUCUAAUGGAAGAAAACUUGAGUAAGCCAGGAUCUCUGGCCUUGGUGGUUGCCCAACAAACGGAUGACUUAGUUUUCAAGAAACCAUUACCUGUUGGUGCUUCGAAAAAGACAUUCAAAGCUGAAGUUCUUGAAGAAGAAACAUAUUUAGGGGAAAUGGGUAAAAUCAUCCAGCGAGACUUUUUCCCGGAUUUGGAGAAACUUAAAGCUCAAAGUGAUUACUUAUCUGCGAUAGAAAAUAACGAUAGUGAAAAGUUACACGAAAUAUAUGGCAAAUAUGGUAUCGGUCGAAGGUCUGCUCGCGAUGUUUGUGCCAGUCCAGCUACCUUCGAAACACCUGUAAUGCGUAAAAUUGAAUCGACCGAAAAUCCCAAUCAACCUAAAACUGAUGAUGUAAUAGAUGUUGACGAUGAACCUUCUGUUACACUAAGAAAACCUAAGACUUUGGAUCAGUUCUUGAAAUGCUAUACCAGCGAAGAUAACGAAAGCUUCGAAGAAAUCAUGAUUGAAAAUGAAAAACGACAGCGAGCUAAGAAUCCUUGGUUGUAUAAAGAUGAAAAUUCUGUCGAAGGAGGUAACUUGGCUCUUCCUUCCGCAGAACGAUUGCAAAUCGAAGAUAAACCACUGGAUAUCGAUACUUGGGGUUAUAAGAAUAAGAAUUACAUCAUGUAUGUUCCCGAUGGAGUCGCUCUUACUAAAGAAGAACAGUUAUUAAUGUUGAAGAAGAAAAAAGAGAUUAAUUAUACGGGUACGCGAUUUCAAGAAAAUCCUUUCAACGAAGAGCAAAACAAAGAAACUAUUCAGACGCUGGCACAUUCGCAAGUACGAACGUUGGAUGGUAAAAUAGGCAUCGAUGGCAAAGAAUUAUCUACCGAAACGACCGAAGUAAACGGUUACGGUUUUGUUAAAACACCAUCGCCUAUGCCAGGUGUUAAUGAAACUCCUCUAAUGACAUGGGGAGAAAUCGACGGUACUCCUUUUAGACUAGACGGUAGCGAUACUCCAAUUAGACCCGGUUUACCUGGCCCAGUAUUCAAAAUCGCCGAACCCCCUCUUCGUGAACGACUGGCUCAUUCGUUAGCGGAAAAAGUCAACGAAAAGAAUAGAGAUACGAAGAAAAAAGCCAGAGAAAGUGCCAAAAAACAACUAGCAACAGCAUCUCCCAUGUCAACUAGACUUUUCGAUAGCUUCGAUGCGCCAUCACCUGCUUCGGCUAGAUUAUCAUCGAGUCAUUUGAAAAAUCUGAAUGCCGAUGGUUCGACGAGAUCACCGUAUACGCCCAGAACACCCAGGACACCUUUAUUAUCGCCUAAAUUACCACCUGCGACUAAAACCACACCGUUGAGGAUUUCCUCAGGUACACCUACUCGUCGUUCGUAUGAUAGUGAUUUCCAUUUAACCGAUAAUUUGUUGAAUUUAAAUAUACCUAAGAGGCCUAAAGCGGCCGACUUUUUUGCAUGAUGUUUGUAAAUUAUUAGAUUCGUGUAAUUAUUUUAUUCCUUCUUUAUAUGUGUGUUUUUCUAUCCAUCGUUUAUAGAUAGAGUUACGAUAUUGUGUACUUAUUGAUGUUGUAAUAUAUGUAAACUGACGUUUAUACCGAAGAA
Messenger RNA from Planococcus citri (citrus mealybug), 1721 nucleotides. It is a transcript of the gene Es2, whose product is annotated as ess-2 splicing factor homolog. The record is from RefSeq and is a predicted model, not a curated record. The coding region runs from base 106 to 1578 and encodes 490 amino acids. Gene Ontology annotation, cellular component: catalytic step 2 spliceosome. Lineage: Eukaryota; Metazoa; Arthropoda; Insecta; Hemiptera; Pseudococcidae. The transcript is spliced from 8 exons.